AUGACAACAAAUAGUAAAAUUAUUAGUAUUCCAAUGGCUGUAAGAGAUAUCGAUGAAUGUAAUGAUUAUUUUUUCUCAAUUAAAGAUGAAAUGUAUAAGAAUUUUGUUUAUUUCUGGACUCAACAUCAACGUUUUACUCGAACAUGUGAUCCUCAGACAUGCUCAAGAAUAUUUAUAGUUGAUGGACAUCAGAAGGCAAACCGUUUGAUCUGUCAAUAUAAAGAUGUAUUUGAUCAUAGUAUAUCGGAAAUGGGGCCGGUUCAAACAGGAUGUCUGUUUUCUCCAUUGAGAAAAGGUCGAAAUAUUGACAACAGAUAUUGUCAUUGUCAUCAGCCUCGAAUGUCACCACACCGACGCGAAGGAGUAACAACAACAUGCCAUAUAACUCCUACAAAUGAAGAAAAUUUAGAUAGAUUGGCCUUGUCAGAAUAUAUUAACAGUGAUGGUGGAUAUGAUGAUAAACUGUGUAAUGUAUUUCGAUCUGGCACAAACAAAAAGUCAAAAAUCAGUUCGUAUGGGUUUUUGGCAACGUUUUUAAAUUGUUCUGUCAUUGUUGGAUUCACAGAGCAACCAUGCUCCGAGGGCAGUUAA
This is a messenger RNA of Adineta ricciae, 591 nucleotides long. The record is from the annotation of a GenBank genome assembly. Lineage: Eukaryota; Metazoa; Rotifera; Eurotatoria; Adinetida; Adinetidae.